Molecule: messenger RNA, 1475 nt
Organism: Acanthisitta chloris (rifleman)
Lineage: Eukaryota; Metazoa; Chordata; Aves; Passeriformes; Acanthisittidae
Product: suppressor of tumorigenicity 7 protein-like
Exons: 14
Molecular function (GO): protein binding
Source: RefSeq, a predicted model, not a curated record
UGACUGUGUUCUUAAGCACUUUGACUCCAAAAUUCUACUUUGCCCUUACGGUGACUUCGUCCUUUAUAUCUGGGCUGAUAUUUGUGUUUGAGUGGUGGCACUUCCGAAAAUAUGGCACAUCCUUCAUCGAGCAGGUGUCUGUGAGCCAUCUGAGGCCCCUCAUUGGGGGUGCAGAGAACAGCCCCCCAGCCCCAGCAGCUUUCUCAGCAGGGGAGAAUGAGAGCAGCAGGCAGAACAUGCCAGAGUGCAAAGUGUGGCGAAAUCCUCUCAAUCUUUUCCGAGGGGCAGAGUAUAGCAGGUACAUGUGGGUGACUGGGAAGGAGCCUCUUACUUACUACGACAUGAAUUUGUCUGCUCAAGAUCAUCAGAACUUUUUCACCUGUGACACAGAUUCCCUUCGACCUUCAGAUACAGUUAUGCAGAAAGCAUGGAGAGAGAGGAACCCUCAAGCUCGGAUUAAAGCAGCAUAUCAAGCUCUGGAGUUGAACAAUGAUUGUGCCACUGCAUAUGUCCUGCUGGCCGAGGAAGAAGCAACAACUAUUGUGGAUGCUGAGAAGUAUUUCAAGCAGGCCCUGAAGGCAGGAGAAAUGAUUUACAGAAAGUCUCAGAACUGCCAUUCCCAGAGCCCCCAGCACGAAGCACAGCUGAGAAGAGACACCAAUGUGCUGGUCUAUGUGAAGAGGAGACUAGCUAUGUGUGCCAGGAAACUUGGAAGAAUAAGAGAAGCAGUAAAAAUGAUGAGAGAUUUGAUGAAAGAGUUUCCACUUCUCAGCAUGCUGAAUAUCCAUGAAAACCUCCUGGAGGCAUUGCUGGAGUUACAGGCUUAUGCAGAUGUCCAGGCAGUUUUAGCUAAAUAUGAUGAUAUCAGUCUUCCAAAAUCAGCAGCAAUAUGUUACACAGCAGCCCUGCUAAAAGCCAGAGCUGUUUCAGAAAGGUUCUCCCCAGAAACUGCUUCCAAAAGAGGCCUUAGUACAGCAGAAAUUAAUGCUGUGGAAGCAAUUCACAGAGCUGUGGAAUUUAACCCUCAUGUUCCAAAGUAUUUACUAGAGAUGAAGAGCUUAGUGCUGCCCCCAGAGCACAUUCUGAAGCGAGGGGACAGCGAGGCAGUAGCCUAUGCCUUUUUUCACCUCCAGCACUGGAAGAGGAUAGAAGGGGCUCUAAAUCUGCUGCACUGCACAUGGGAAGGCACAUUUAGGAUGAUCCCAUACCCAUUAGAGAAAGGUCAUCUGUUCUAUCCCUACCCAAGCUGCACAGAGACAGCAGACAGAGAACUCUUGCCAACAUUUCACGAAGUCUCUGUUUACCCCCAGAAGGAGCUUCCUUUUUUCAUCCACUUCACAGCAGGGCUGUGCUCCUUUUCAGCCAUGCUGGCCCUCCUCACCCACCAGUUCCCUGAGCUGAUGGUUGUUUUUGCUAAAGCUGUGCUGCGGGUGCUGUGGCCAGUGAGUGCUCCCAGUGUUCUGCCUUCCAGCUGA